AUGACAGAUAAUAGAAUGGAAAAUAUACCCAAGCCCACGUAUAUAGAUAUAAGUUCGGAUGGGUCUCUUACUGCGACUUUUAAUUCAGAAUCAGAUAUCCUUGAAAUUUACGACUUAAACGUUAACAAUACUACACCUCUUAACACUAUACAUGUUGGUAUGAAAAACAAUUUAUCUGGGAAAAUAUAUUAUUCUUUGGCCAUUUCCAAUUAUUAUACAACUAGCAGCCAAGUAGAUGAAAAAAAUGCAUACGUAGCCGUAUCAAGUUUUUGCGAACCUACUCCUGUCAGGCCUCCUGUCGGGCCUCCUCUCAGGCCUUCUGUUAUGAACGGUACAGAUUUAGAAAAUGGUAUUCAAGAGAACGAUAACCUGGAAGAAACGUUUGUUUUUAGAAUUCUACAAGAAGGACAAGCAAGAAAAAUCGAAACUACUGUAGAUCGCGGAGGGGUUGUUAGAUUUUUAAAUAAUGUUUUGUCAAAAAAUGAUGAUAAAUCGGACGGAUCUAUGAGUCUAAUUGUAAUGAACAAGUUUGGAAUUACAAAAGUAUUCAUCAAUCAUAACAGUCCUUUGAUCGCGGAAGAAUAUGAGUUGCCAACAACCAUUCAAGUUAAAAUUGAAAAUUUAUAUAAAGAAAACCCUUGUACGAAAUUUUUAUAUAACAAAGUUGAGAAAAAUUUUUUAUUUGUUGAAGAUUAUAGGAAUCAAAGACUUGAAUUGUAUAAUUUACAAUCCUUGGAUUUAGAAUUGAUCUGCCAUAAACGUGAUGAAUUAUCUGAUUUAACGCAAGCGCGUGGAAAUUCCAUGUUUUCCAUUUCAAAAAAUGGUCUCUUAUUAGCAUACUGUAAUGGUACAAAGAGUAUUGCGAUUCAUUUAAUGGAAAAUGGACUUGAGAUUACAACGCAUGAAUUUACUGACGCAAACAAAAUCCUUUUUAUUUCAUUUACUGAAGAUGAUGAAAAAUUAUUCAUUGUCACUCAAAUUGAAUCAUCCGUAUAUAGUGAAAAUGAAAAUAUUACAUUCACCAUAAAAAUAUAUAAUUGGGAUCUUUUUACUUCAAAAAUUAUUGAUGUAAAUGAUGAUCAAAUAAUCAACAUUUUUAGUUCCUUACAAAGGGAUAAUAAUCACUCAAUAGCUUGUUCAAGUGUCCUCAAAUUGUCGGACGUUAAAUUAAUUCCUACUAUUAAAUCACAAGAACUUCUCCCAAUUCUUAUUAAUCAAGCUCAAGAAAAUUCUCACACAAUCUUUAAUCUAAAAGGAAAAAGGCUAGAAAUGUUGGAUGCUAAGAAAUCAGCAUUGGUCGUUAACAAUAAAGAGCCUUGGAAUCAUAAUAAGAAACUUAAACGCAUUUCUUCUUAUCUUGAUGAAAAUGAAAAAAUUCAAAUUAUAAUUGGAAAAACAACAGUACAUGUUUGGAAGAUAAAUGGUGAUGAAAAAAAAAGUAAACAAGAUAAACGAAUUUUAGAAUAUAUUUGGGUGAAUAAAAGCAAUGAAGAAAUUAAAGUUGCUUCUUUAAAUGUUGGAAAGGAAGAAUUUACUUUAGAUUUGUCAUGGACGGUGCAUGAAGAAAAUAAGCAUCAUAUUCAUUGGCCAAAUGUAACUCAUGUUCUCAAAGACGCAUGUGUUGCAAUGGAGUAUCUUUAUGAAAGAAGAGACGAACCUGUAGGGAUGAAACUGAAACAUCUAACCAUAUACAAAGAUUUGGUUGCAGGCACGGAAAGUCUUAUUAAAAAAUGCAUCAAAGAAAAUCCGGAUUUAUGGAGUUUAACUGAAAUACGAUAUGAUAUUAUGGCCAAUAUCAUCCGAUCAAAGAAUACAACGUUGAUCCAUCAGAUUUUAUUCGAUUAUAAAGUAACAGAUGACAAUAAAACGAGAGUUAGUCGUUAUAUACAUAUUCCUAGGGAAAAAAAAUGGUCUAUGAUUAAUAAUUAUUCAGAUGAACAUAGUAGGGAAAGAGAUUCGAAAAUUCCUUCAAAUGAAAAAAGUGAUUCGAUGCUUAACAAUUCUUCAGAUGACAAUUGUGAUCCGAUAAAUGAUAGUGAUUUGAUACUUGCUAUUAAAAAUUCUUCAGGUGGACAUCGUAGGGAUAAAGUUGUCGUCGCCAUGUUGCUCGAAUAUUAUUCAAAUAAUGCGGAAAAAGAUACCGGUUGGAUGUAUACAUUGACAAAUGCUCUUCCUUUGCUUAGCAAGCGUGACUUUGAACCUUAUUUAAAGGAGUUAUUUUACAAAUCGUGCUUUGGAUCCAAAGAAGAACAUGUAGAUUCAAGAUUUGUGGAUGAAAAUAAAUUGAUCGAUGGAUAUAAAUCGGAAAUUUGUGCAUUAAAUGUGAGACCACGACUUUUAUUGAAGCCAAAUAAGCUUUCAUGGUGGAAUAAAUUUAUGACGAAUACAAAAGAUACGAAAGACGGAACCAUACAAGUAACGUUACGUGUUGUUCCAUUGCCAAAUUUUACAGUUUAUCCCAAUGAAACAGAAACAACACCUGCCAUUUUAAAGAUUCUGUUAAAAUUUAUCUUACUCAUAUUUUGGCCAAGAGGUUAUGCUAUUACUAAGGAAAAGGAAUAUAGCAUUUUUUUACAACUUAUAAGUAAAAAAGAAGCCUUUUCAUUCAUGUUUGCAUUAGUUUCUGGAAUAAUCAAAGACGUUGAUUUAGUAGGACAGUUAAUGUAUGGAAUAUUUUUUUAUCUUGGAUUUUAUCUUUUAGCGACGGAAGUUGUACAAUUUAAGCACGAGAAAUUGAAAAGAUAUGUUAGCAUAUAUAAUUUACUUGAUAUUUUAUCAAUAAUGCUUGCGAUAGCUACGAUGGUAUUCACAUUUGUUAAUGGCAGUUCAGAAGCAGAAGAAAUCAUUAUUACGCAAGCGUUCGCGGUCUUAUUUCUAUGGCUCGAAUUAUUAAUGACGAUCGUUGCUUUCGGUCACGCAAUGCAUAUCUUAUUAAGAAAUCCUAGUCUGUUUAAUGAGAAACCUGACGACGACACCUUUAAUAUUACAUUAUUAAAUAAUGAAAACGUGAUCAUUUCACAACAACUUAAUGUUAUAAAACCUUUCGACAAUUAUUAUGGAAAACUUGUGUAUUCUGUUAUGGGAGUUUAUUUUUGGAUCCAUGGUAGAUGGGAACAUAUAGAGGAAUGGGAUUUUUGGCCCGUCUACGUGAUCAGUAUAGGAGCAAGUAUUUUAUUGGUCAUUAUCAUGCAGAAUUUGUUGAUUGCAUUUAUGACGGGUGUUUAUGAGGUUGCAAGACAAAAUGGAAAAUUAGCGGUGUUAGGUUAUAGAGCAGAUUUGAUCGCUAAUUAUGAAACAGUGGAAAAACCAAUGGGUAGUCAUAGAGGGAAUCCAAAAUAUAUUUAUUAUGUCGGAAGUUCGGAAUAUCAGGAGGCAUGGUUGGAUAAAGCCAACAAUUAUAGGAGUACUCAUACAUCUUUAUUAUUUGAAGAUGUUAGUAGUAAAGUAUUAUCAAUAGACGAUAAUUCGGAUGAUGAUAAAUUAAUGAAAAUGCAAGUCAAUAUGAAGUCGUUGCAAGUUGUAACUGAAAAAUUGAUUUCUGUUGAAGAGAGUAUUAAAUUACUGGCAUUAAAAUUAAAUGAAAAAUGA
Molecule: messenger RNA, 3588 nt
Organism: Funneliformis mosseae
Lineage: Eukaryota; Fungi; Glomeromycota; Glomeromycetes; Glomerales; Glomeraceae
Source: the annotation of a GenBank genome assembly